Messenger RNA from Antechinus flavipes (yellow-footed antechinus), 4601 nucleotides. It is a transcript of the gene IQSEC1, whose product is annotated as IQ motif and Sec7 domain ArfGEF 1. Gene Ontology annotation, biological process: actin cytoskeleton organization; regulation of ARF protein signal transduction. Gene Ontology annotation, molecular function: guanyl-nucleotide exchange factor activity; protein binding. The record is from RefSeq and is a predicted model, not a curated record. The transcript has 14 exons. Bases 767 to 4219 code for a protein of 1150 amino acids. NCBI's taxonomy places the organism in Eukaryota, Metazoa, Chordata, Mammalia, Dasyuromorphia, Dasyuridae.
GGAAGAGCAGAUCUGUCAUAGGUGUACCAGGCACAGACGAUGAAUGGAGCAGAUAUGAUUCACUCCCAGAGAUCUGGCUGAAAAGAAAGAGUUGCGAGCGGUGUCCUCGGGAACUCUGGAGUUUGGGCCGGGACGAACAAACAGCCCAGGGCUGCUGGCGGGAUCGCGGAGGGGCACGAGCGGGGCCGGAGCUCGAGGGGCUCUCCUUUUCCAGGGCCAGGUGCAGUGAGGAUGGUGGGCCGGGGGAGGCCCGGGGCGGCCGGCGGCCCGGCGGCUCUGCGUGGCCCCGGACGCGGCCCGGGAGACUCCCGGGACCUUCACUAACUAAGGAGAGCCGGGAGGCAGGCAGUGUGUGACAUCGCCCUGGCAUACCCCGGGUGGCGAUGUGAGCGAGAAGAGCGUGGCAGAGGGGAGCCGCGAGCGAGCGAGCGCAGAGAGCAGAGCAAAUGAAUUUGUAGGCUUUGUGUGCCCGGCUCUUUGUAUUUCAGAAGUGUACUGUACUGUCGCGGCCAGGGCUGGGGCCAUGUGCCGGGGAGGCUGCGGGGACCGGCCGCUGAGCUUAGGGACUGGCCACUCAGGCUGGGAGCCGUGAGGGGGCCGGGGGCCAGUGCGGGGAGCCCGGCACCAGGCCGGGGAGGGUGGCCAGAGAACUUCAGGUUCGGCUCUCCAGCUCGCCGCCGAAUCCCCGUAGCAAGCUUCAUGGUCCUUGUGGAGAAAGCGCUUUGAACCCACCUUCUCAGCCAGGGAGGGUCGGCAGUGUUUGAAAAUGCUCAAGCUAAAGGCCUUCUGCUUGGAUUACUGGCAGUUUCUGUGUCUCCAGCCUCUUCACGGGUUCUAUAAAAGCGUUGAGGGAGAAGCCCCUGGGAGUGAGACUGGCACCUCUUUGGACAGCCCCUCAAACUACCAUCAAGGUCCAAUAACACACAGCUCUACUCUGAGCCCUGACCACUACGACCAUUCUGCGUAUGGGCUGUACUCGGUCUCCCCAGGGCAGCCACAACGCUCCCGGAGGCCCAAGCUCCAGCAUUCCACCUCCAUCCUCCGUAAGCAGGCGGAAGAGGAGGCCAUCAAGCGGUCGAGGUCUCUUUCUGAAAGCUAUGAACUCUCCUCAGACCUACAGGACAAGCAGGUGGAAAUGCUAGAACGGAAAUAUGGGGGCCGUCUCAUAACUCGCCAUGCAGCCCGAACCAUCCAGACAGCAUUCCGCCAAUACCAAAUGAACAAGAACUUUGAGCGACUCCGGAGUUCUAUGUCAGAAAAUCGUAUGUCACGACGCAUUGUGCUGUCCAAUAUGAGAAUGCAGUUUUCUUUUGAAGGGCCAGAGAAAGUCCAUAGCUCCUACUUUGAAGGGAAGCAGGUCUCUGUGACAAAUGAUGGCACUAAACUGGGGUCUCUGGUCCAAUCUGAGUGUGGUGACAUUGUAGAACCAGCAACAAUGAAAUCUCCAGCUGCCUCCAGCGACUUUGCGGAUGCCAUCACAGAGCUGGAAGAUGCCUUUUCUAGGCAAGUUAAGUCCCUUGCCGAGUCCAUUGAUGAUGCCUUGAAUUGCCGUAGUCUACAUGCUGAUGAGGUUCCAACCUCUGAACCUAUUCGGAGCCGAGAUCUGGAACGGGAGAGCUGUGGGAGGGAGCUCAAACCUGCCCUCCAUGGGGUAGACCAUCGGAAACUGGAUGAGAUGACUGCCUCCUACAGUGAUGUCACCCUGUACAUUGAUGAGGAGGAGCUCUCCCCGCCCCUUCCUCUUUCUCAGUCUGUGGACAGACCAUCCAGCACUGAGUCGGACUUAAGACUGCGCUCUAUGAACUCUUCUCAGGAGUACUGGUCAAUGACUCACAAGGAUGACAAGAUGGAUACAGAUACCAGUUGCCGGAGCACCCCUUCCCUGGAACGUCAGGAGCAGAGGCUACGGAUGGACCAUUUGCCUCUGCUCACUAUAGAACCCCCAAGCGAUAGCUCUGUAGACCUCAGUGAUCGCUCUGAACGGGGCUCACUAAAGAGGCAAAAUGCUUAUGACCGAAGCCUUAGCAACCAGCAAGGGAGCCCCAAGCACGUGCCCCAUGGGAUCCCCGCCAAGAUCAUCCCCCGGGAGGAGCCAGAACCUCGGCAUCGGCCCCGGCCCAUCGAUAGUCAUUUGGCCAUCAAUGGUACUGCCAACAGACAGAGUAAGUCAGAGUCAGAUUACUCUGACGGUGACAAUGACAGUAUCAAUAGUACCUCCAAUUCUAAUGACACAAUAAACUGCAGCUCAGAGUCCUCCUCCCGGGACAGCUUGCGGGAGCAAACUUUGAGCAAGCAGACCUACCACAAGGAGACUCGCAACAGUUGGGACUCACCAGCCUUCAGUAAUGAUGUCAUCCGGAAGCGCCAUUACAGGAUUGGAUUGAACCUCUUUAAUAAGAAACCUGAAAAGGGAGUCCAGUACCUCAUUGAGAGAGGCUUCGUCCCUGACACGCCCGUGGGUGUAGCUCAUUUCCUUCUUCAGAGGAAAGGUCUCAGCAGGCAAAUGAUUGGAGAGUUCCUGGGGAACCGGCAGAAACAGUUCAACCGGGAUGUGCUUGACUGUGUGGUGGAUGAAAUGGACUUCUCGGCCAUGGAACUGGACGAAGCACUCAGGAAAUUUCAGGCUCACAUCCGAGUCCAGGGAGAAGCCCAAAAAGUGGAACGGCUCAUUGAAGCAUUCAGCCAGCGGUACUGCAUCUGUAACCCUGGGGUGGUGAGGCAGUUCCGGAACCCAGACACCAUCUUCAUCCUGGCCUUUGCCAUCAUCCUGCUCAACACGGACAUGUACAGUCCCAACGUGAAGCCGGAACGCAAGAUGAAACUCGAGGACUUUGUGAAGAACCUGAGAGGUGUUGAUGAUGGAGAGGACAUCCCGAGGGAGAUGCUGAUUGGCAUUUAUGAACGGAUCCGCAAACGGGAAUUGAAGACCAAUGAAGACCAUGUCUCCCAGGUCCAAAAGGUCGAAAAGCUUAUUGUGGGAAAGAAGCCGAUUGGAUCUCUGCACCAUGGACUUGGCUGUGUACUAUCCCUUCCCCAUCGGAGGCUUGUUUGCUAUUGUCGGCUCUUUGAAGUGCCAGAUCCGAAUAAACCCCAGAAGCUUGGAUUACACCAGCGAGAAAUCUUCUUAUUUAAUGACCUUCUUGUGGUCACCAAGAUCUUUCAGAAGAAGAAAAACUCUGUGACAUAUAGUUUCCGCCAGUCCUUCUCUCUUUAUGGCAUGCAGGUCCUACUUUUCGAGAAUCAGUAUUAUCCUAAUGGCAUCCGGCUCACAUCUGCUGUUCCAGGAGCAGACAUCAAAGUAUUGAUAAAUUUCAAUGCACCCAAUCCCCAGGACAGGAAAAAAUUCACUGAUGACUUGAGGGAAUCAAUUGCAGAAGUUCAGGAAAUGGAAAAGCAUAGAAUAGAGUCGGAGCUUGAGAAGCAGAAAGGAGUUGUCCGGCCCAGCAUGUCCCAGUGCUCCAGCCUGAAGAAAGAGGCUGGCAAUGGGACUCUGAGCCGAGCCUGCCUUGAUGACAGCUACGCCACAGGCGAGGGCCUGAAGCGGAGUGCACUCAGCAGCUCACUCCGUGACCUCUCAGAAGCGGGGAAGCGUGGGCGUCGCAGCAGUGCAGGAUCGCUAGACAGCAAUAUGGAAGGGUCCAUCAUUAGCAGUCCUCACAUGCGCCGAAGAGCUACAUCAACCCGAGAGUGUCCAUCUCGCCCACACCAGACUAUGCCUAAUUCUUCUUCCCUCUUAGGCUCCUUAUUCGGUAGUAAGAGAGGGAAGCCCCCUCCUCAGGCCCACCCACUCUCUGGCCCUUCACAGCCCCCUUCUCACCCAUCAGUUCUCUCCCAUCCACCACACGCUCAACAUCCUUCCAGCGGGCACCACCAGGGCCCCUCCGAGGGACAGACACAGGCCCAGGUGCACACGCACCAUACCCAGUACUGCCACAUGCAGCAGAAUCCGCCCCCCUACCACCACCACCACCAUUACCACCCACCUCAGCACACCCAGCACGCACACCAGUACCACCACGUCUCCCACGGGGGGCACCCCCCGCACCCGCCCUACGUGGCCCAUGCCCACACGCCCCACGCCCACCCACCACUGCCCGCAUCCCACGCUGGGCACUCCACACACUCUGGGCACACAGCGCACCACCACGGACAGCAGUCUGCCCCUCCUCCUCCCACCAGCACGAAGCCCAAACACAGCGGCAUCAGCACAAUCGUCUAGACAGACCUGGGGGAUGGGCAAGGGGGUCUCGGACCCCCCCCUAUUGACUCUAGCACCAGAUAUCUGACACAGAGGCGCACCCGGUAGGCAGCCAGCAGCAUAUCAAACCCAGGGUGGAUUUGUGGUUUUUUUUUUUUCCCCUUGGCCCUGGAAUCAGACACUAUGAUUGAAUCCCAUAAGCUCACAAGGCUUGCAUUUUAGGAAAUGAAAUUCCUUUCAAUUAACCUUGUUGCCCUGGGCUUCAUUCACCUCCACCUUUGGGCCGGUCUUUGCCAUCAUUGGCCUUGAAAUGGUGCCACCUGCCAAGUAGAUGUUAAACUGCCCCCAGCUCCCUUGCCCUCGUUGGUUUUACAGGAAUAUGAAAACCCAACCUAGAAAAGAA